ACCCGGCCCAGGAGCUACGCUUUUAGGCUGGCCUAAAUCUAUAUAUUGUUUCUGAUUUUACUAGUCUGUCGAUAAAGGUAAAUAGAGUAUGCGAGGUUUCAAAAUAACUAUUUUUGGAAUGAUAACAGUUUCAUUAGACGUCUGUCGGAAUUAUGAACGUUUUUGUUUUUACUGCGAUUUGACUGCGUUUGAACAACACUCUUUCGGACAUUGGGUAACUUUUUUCGGGCAAUGAGGUCACCGCUCCUACCCCCAAGUCCGAAGGUGUCCGUAUUUGUGUGUGUAUUUGUGUGGGGCUAAAUAGUUUAAAGCUGCUCUUCAAUAAUGUUGCGCAUGCCUUUAUAGUGGUCUCUUCAAACUAGUUUUUGUAGGGCUUUUAUUCUGUUUCAUGUUCUCAGGCCAGCUUAGGAGCAAAACAGAGGAAUGACACGUUAAUAAAGUUCUUAUGUUUAUUAUUAUCUUAUCCUCUCAGCUAGGAAUCAUAGCGGGAGUGACUGUUUCCGCGGCAUUUGCGUUGUUACUAGUUGCUGUAGUUUUUAUCUGUCGACGUCGCAGAUCAAGAAAGAACACUCAUACAAGUACCUCUGAUCAAACCAACCAGGAUACAUGUACAGUGUCAAGGAAUGCGAAGACGAACUCAGAGUUGGAGCUGGAGGAAAAUGACGGUUACGAAACCUGCGAGGAGCCAUUAACAUCAAUUAAUGCUUCUAGGUAUGGAGUACCUCAGCAGCAGGUUUUACAAAGACCAUUAUGCAACCAAAAGACCAUCUCGUCAGAGGGAAACUCUCAUUCAGACGGUGCAUACGCUGAGGUUGAUAUCCCAGAGGGACACCAUAUCUGUGGGCAUGGAAACGUACAGGAACCAGUUUACAACGUUCUCCAAGAUCCUAAAAUAAUGUUCCAAAAUUAUGGCUCUGGUAUAGACCAACCUUUGUAUUAUACCUUGGAGGGCCUAUCAGUUAAGGACUCAGGCGAGUCUGUUAAUAAUGGCCCUAGUGAUCCAGAACCAGUGCACAACGUCCUCGAAGACCCUGAAGUAAUGUUCCAAAAUUAUGGCUCUGGUAUCGACCAACCUAUGUACUAUGCUUUGGAGGACCUAUCAGUUAAGGACUCAGAGGAGUUUGUUAAUAAUGGCCCUACUGAACCACAACCAGUCUACAACGUUCUGGACGAACCUUACACAAAAGGCGCAGAAGAACCUGCGUGUCAUGGCAAUGCAACUGUUGAAGGUCCAGUUCACAACACCCUGGAGGAACCUAAUCAUUAUGCUGGUUAUUCAUGCAAAAAUGAGCCAGUUUAUAAAGUCCUCGAGGCGUCUGGUCUUAUUGGUGCCAAAACGACUGAUGGUUAUAACCCAGCAAGUUUUCAAGACCCAGAAUAUAACGUUCUAGAAGGCCCAGAGCCAGAUGAAUCAAGUGACGAUGGCUAGCUUGUAUUGAAACAGCUCUGGGAUUCAAGUAGCUAAUACUAAAAGAACAUGACACGAGAGAGAAUUCUUAACAUUUUAAUUUACUUAAAAAAAUAGUACAACUUUCAUCUAUGUUGUGCAAUGACUUAAGUCAAAAGAACUAUACUACAAUAUACUGCCAUCAUGGAUAGAUAAUCUUUAUUUAUCCACGGUACAAACUUCGUCAACUUUAAAAAAUACCUAAUACUAAUAUAAUGAAAAACAUUUAAAUAAAAAGCUGCUCUCCACGAAUGCCGUGCCUUACAGUUCUUCUUUGAGUAGUCGUUUGAAUUGCCCAAGGGACUCUGCUUCCCUUAAGUUACAAGGAAGACUGUUCCAAAGAAUUUCGCCACUACGGCUGAAGCUAUUUUUUGUAAUAGUUUGUGAGCGGUAAUGGAACAUUGAGUUUAUUCUCAGAGUCCCUUAGGUUAUACUGCCAUCGUAUUCAUUAUAAAACACUAAAGAGGUAAUAGUAAACAGCUGAAGAGUCUAGGGUGGGUCUAUAUUGAAAAACAAUCCUAGGCUUAUUGCAAACAAUGAAUGUAUAGAUACUGUACAUGUGCAUAGUUAAAUAUUUCAGGAUGCAUGUGCCAUUACUAAACAUAGGGAACCUGAAGAACGCUUUGAUUUCGGUGUGCAGUCAACUCUUUCUUAAUGGACACCUUUAUAAGACAGACACCUGGUGACGUUCCCGUCAUUUCUCAGUCAUUUUAAUGUAACAAAAUUGUCUAUAAAACGGACAUAUCUCGAAGGCAGAAAACGCGCACUUUGAAACCUCAACGGACUCUUCAGAAGUGCUUUAAAAGAGAAAAAUUAUUCAAAACGGAAAUGUAGAUGCUGAAUGUUACAGCAAAUUAUGAUUUUAUACGUAAUACGUAUUUAUAAAUCAAAGAUCAAUUUAUGAACCAAAAAAUAAAACUGAUUAACUAUAGUAUCAUGCCAAGAGAAAGGGAAACAAACGUAAGAUAGGUAACAUUUUACUCCUGUUGUGAUAUGAGAAACGAAACCGUUUUAAUGAAACUGUACUUAUUUUCAGUCAGCCGAGGUACGUAUAAAAUUAACGAGUUUCGUUCCAUUGAACUAAAAUGUCUCUUGCUGUGAGAUGAUUUAGCUCUGGGUGUACUGUUACAAUUAAGUGCAUGUAUUUUGUUCCUCUGCAUAUCGGCAGGAAGGAAUUGAAUUUUAACCAGUAUAAGUUUCUUUGAAGGGUCAAUUCUAUUCUAAAUAUUGCGAUUUCACAAACCAAAUGACAGAAAUAAAAUAUCCUUUAUGAAAUGUUAUGUGUGCUCAGUUUUUGUUGGGCUGCAGCCAAAACUUAAGCCGGAUCACGUUCCUUGGAAAAUGAAAACCUUUAAUUUUGGAAUAUUUGUUGACAUAACAUUCACACUUGAAAGAUUGAAAACGAUGACUCACUCACUCUCUUCACAGAAACGGAAAUUUUCCCGGAAAACGCCCUCCAACAUAGAGACUUUUUAAAAGACCCUUGAAAAUGUCGUCAUUCCAUUUGAACAGCGAAAUCAGACUUUUUAGAAAAGUUUAUUUUCCCAUCCCUUUGACUGAUCCCGAAAGAAAGAUAAAAGUAAGCGGAG
This is a messenger RNA of Orbicella faveolata, 3036 nucleotides long. RefSeq lists its product as uncharacterized. The record is from RefSeq and is a predicted model, not a curated record. NCBI's taxonomy places the organism in Eukaryota, Metazoa, Cnidaria, Anthozoa, Scleractinia, Merulinidae.